Messenger RNA from Blepharisma stoltei, 1884 nucleotides. NCBI's taxonomy places the organism in Eukaryota, Ciliophora, Heterotrichea, Heterotrichida, Blepharismidae. The record is from the annotation of a GenBank genome assembly.
AUGUCUAAUAGUAGAGCUCAGAUUUAUCCGAGUCCUAAAGAGCCUGAAUCGGAGACAUUUUGGCUCUCUUCAAGGAAUAGUCAGUUUUUAGAUAAUAGAAACUCAAGUGGGCUGACUCUGCUUAGAAAAUUAAAAACGCAUGAUGAAGAUGCACAAUAUGAAUUUAGUUACCAUUGGAAUCAGUUUGCAAUUGCUUUAUCAAUACAUCUUAUACAUAUUUUGCUUGGCCCUCUCAGUUUACCUAUACUUCAUAAGGUCUUUGGCUCAAGUCUCUGUAUAAAUAUGGCAUUCGCAAGAACAGUGACUUAUUUAGUUGAAUUUACCACAUUUACAUGCACAGCAAUGACUGUCAUUUUCUGUAUCUACUAUCAAGAGCUAGCUUACCAGUGGAUUGGGCUUAUUGUUUCAAGUUUAGCUAUAAUUUUUCUUAAAACUGCACUGAUUUCAAUUAAGUAUGGCUACUACUCCGAAAAAAAAUGAAAGCAUUUAAAUAAAGGCAUAAUUGACACAAAAGAAAUCCGCUCAGAGUUUCUCAUACUUUCUUGGCUUCACAUUCCUGAAGAAGUUCUUGACACUGAGAUUCAUAUGAGUUUAAGAAGGCAAAGCAAAAAUGCCUCAGAGCUUUGUUUUCUCUUUGAAGCUCCUUUAGAAGACUCAUGCCAUAAAGCAUUCACAGACUUAAAAAUUAAAUUGGGUAUUGAAAUUAACCAUGAAAAUAAUUCCCAUGAAGACGGAAACCAAUGCUACCCUUUUAUAGUUUUCGCAAGACAACUGAUACAGAAAGCUGACUCAAGGGCACAUAUUAGUAGAGAAGGCAAAUUAAUUUUGUUAUCAGCUAUAAUCUAUGCGAGUUUGCCUUUUAUUACAAAAUAUUGGAUUUAUGGGAAUUUUUCUGGAGAUAUGAACGGUCUUUUAAUUGCUAUUGCAGUUUUAAACACAAUAGAAACCAUUUUUGAGGGCUGGAGGUUUCUCAUGUUUAUUUAUGUUGGUGUGGUAGAUUUUAAAAGGAAAAGAACCUUAAUUGAUGAGUGCACUGCCCUCAUCAGCGACCUUGACAUUAAAGGUACUUCUGUUUUUGACCAUAAUAUACCAAAUGCCGAUAUGUAUGAUUUAAGGACUAUAGAUGCUUGGUACACCUUAAGAGUUGUUUUUUUAGAUUUCGGUAGAAAAUAUACAUAUAGAAUAUUUGCUUAUUCCUCAUUGGUAUUUCCUUUAACUUUUGUUAUGAUUGCGCUGUUUUUAUUACAAACAGGUGGAGUAUUGGGAGGAGCUUCUAAUGGUGCACUAAUUUCGCUGUUAUUUUUAACAGUUAUUUGCUUGAUUCUUAUUAUUUAUAUGAUUUUUUCGGGCAUUGCCCUGAAUCAGGCAUUUAGUGUGCAUAGGGAUUUAGUGCUAAAUAUUAUUGGGCAUAUAAUGAAAAAUAAUGACUAUAAAGACCCUAAUAGCGACUGUAAGGCAUCUGUUAAGUUGCUUCAGUUUGUGGUUCAAAAAAUUGAGCAGGACGAAAUAUUAAGGCCAGUUAAGAUAAUGGGAAUAAAGCUUGACUCAAUUAUGCUUGCUAAGAUUGCCACUAUAUUACUUACCCUCUCCGUGAGAAGGAUUUUUUAAAAUUUCGUGAAAAAAGUUAGGAUUUUAUUGAAUAUUUAUCAAUUAUAUUGGAUUAUUUGGAAUUUUUGAUAAAAAAUUAAAGUAUUUGAAAGCUAGUCAAGUAUAAAAGAUAUUAUUUUACAGAAUUAUGAAUUAGGAAGUCUUUAUUAACUAAUUAAAUCAAAAUUUAUUAUAAAACACUGUUAGAACAAGUCAAAGCAAUUUUAUCCGUCCCAAAAUGUUGGGGUUAGUAGUCUUUUAGCAAUGACACAGAUGUAUUUUAAAAAUAAAAUUUAA